Galleria mellonella (greater wax moth) is the source of this 2546-nucleotide messenger RNA. RefSeq names its product E3 ubiquitin-protein ligase TRAIP. Lineage: Eukaryota; Metazoa; Arthropoda; Insecta; Lepidoptera; Pyralidae. The transcript is spliced from 9 exons. The record is from RefSeq and is a predicted model, not a curated record. The coding region runs from base 224 to 1558 and encodes 444 amino acids.
CAACACUAUACACUUAUUGCCAAAAAUUAAAAAUCCAGUGAUCGAAAAAUGUUAUGUUUUUUAACAUUAUUUUUGUUUAACAUUUAGAAUACGGUAGGUAUAAAUAAUUAAAAAUAAAGAACAGGAUUAUAAGUCCUGUUUAGGUAGAAAUAAACACUUGUGAUUCCUGUUAUGUAUUGAUAAAAUUAGAAGAGCAUCUCCGAAACCAUAAUAAACACUGACGAUGCAUUUUCUGUGUACUAUCUGCAGUGAUCUUAUAAAUCAAGCAGAGAAUAUUUAUGUUACCAAAUGUGGUCACUUAUUUCAUUAUCAAUGCUUGGCACAGUGGCUAGAAAGGUCCAAGUCGUGUCCGCAAUGUCGUCACAAAGUGACAGAGAAGUGCUUAUUCCGAGUUUACCCUACAUUGUCCAACGACAGCACUGGGGAGGACGUAGCCAUCCUGCAGUCGAGGCUCGACGAUGCACUCCUGCAGCUCCGACAGCAGAAAGCUACCAGCAAAGAGAAAGAGGAUACACUAGCAGUGGUUACCGCUGACUUGAAAAAGAAUGAAGAACUACUUAAGGCAUGCGAGAAAAAACUCAUCAGUCGGGACUCAGCCGUGUCGGCCUUGAAAGAACAAUUGGAGUACCUCAAAGUCCAAAACAAGGAGACAAAUCGCCUGAAAGAGGAAAAUGAAGCGCUCAAGAAAAACUUGCAAACUUUAAAUGGCUUACAGAAAGUGUUGAAUGCUACAAAUGAGGAAGUGGAAGAAAUGUUGCAAGGAUACACAGACGGACGAACAAUCGCUACGUUCGCGACAGCCCUUAAAAGAGCUCUAUGUGAAUCCGAAGCGAAAAAAAAUGAGUUCCGAGAAAGGAUGCAGGUAGCCAAGCAUAUGCAUGGACUAGAGAAGGCCAAAACAUCGAGUCUUCAUGCUAAAAUAACGCAAUUAGAAGAGAAGCUAGCCCAAAAAGAGCGCGAAUAUCAAACGAUAGUGCACAAGAGGAAAGCGUCAGAGAUGAAAGACAAAUCCCUCACUGAGGAGUGUGAGUCGGCGGUGAAGCAACAGAAGCAUUCGGAGAAUGUGUCGACCCAGUCGAGUGAAGCUGUCAGUGUUCAAGAUAACAUCAGUUUUAACACCAUGGUGAAGAAGAUAGAGAACGCCGAUUCCCCGUAUCUGGACCUCAAGCAGGGCUGCAUAGCGUUAACGGCGAUGCAACGGCAAGCGCAGAAGAUGCCUGAUAACAAACUAAAGCCGUCAGAAUUUGCGCUACUGAACUCCAAGCGAAAUGCAUUCAUUAAGGCAAGCUGCGAGAUGUUUCCCAGAAACAAGUUUAGUAUUUUUGUCAAGAAUGAUAUUAAUUUAAGUGAAGACGGGAUUGACUUAAAUGUCGCGCAAUUAGACAUGUCAUACGACGGAUUAGGCGGGCAUUCCAAAUUGGACAUAAUGCCGGUGCCUACGCGACCACCGCUCAGAAGUUGCAUACCCAAACUAUCAGCUAAACAUAAACUGAAAAGACCCAACCCUACUAGAAAUCAGGAUAUAAGUAAAAUGCUAGAAAAGAUACGAGAUAAAUAAUAUUAACCCUUUAACGAGACUGAGUAAUUUAAAUGAAAGAGUUAUAUCUAUGAAGUGACUUCCAAAAAGUUCUCGAUUCGUUGAAAUUUUUUUACCACUAUUGUGAACCGAUUUUUACUCUUAUUUUGCAGUCAAUAGGGUUUGCUUCCGCAUUAGCCACAUAUAACGUACGUGGCCGUUAAUGUUACCGUUUUACGAAGCAAAAAAUUGUUAAAUACAAAGCUAAACCUAAACUUAAACAUCACAUUCUAAAAUCAAAUAUUUACAAUAAGGCCGUCUCUGUAGCGCCGUUUCUCUGGACUUAUUUCUUAAUCUAAUAUUUAAAUUGGUAUCAUAAACUAAAAUUAUAACAGUUUUGAUUUAAAUCUAAUAAAUUAUGACAAAGAUUUUGCUGUGAUAUCAAAUAGAAAUAUUAUUUUUAGAGAUAGAUUUUGAGAAACAUUUAGAGAAUGGGCGACUCAGUAUUGCCUCAGUAUUGUAUGAAUCACACAAUCGUUGCUCAUUGGUGUAUGUGUGAUUGAAGUUAUUUUCAUGGCGUAACUGGAUUCUUCAGUUUUAGUACCCAAACGGCUUAGCCAAAACAUUUAUAAAUCCGUCUAAUUUGUCUGUCUGAUUGUCUAGCUGUUUGUUAAUCACUGCAUCAUUAAUGAAGUCUUAUCUACGAUACUUUAACUAUAUGUAAAAGAAAUAUAAACGAAUAACAAGAUUAUUUUAAUGUAUUGUCUGAAACACUUUACAAUUUGUUCCAUUGUAUCAGCAUAAAUUAUAAUUUCUUUUAAUUUUUUUUUGAAUGAGUGCUUUACUUGUAUAAUUAAUAAUAUUGUAAAAAAAAAUCAAAUUUUUCGAGUUUUAAAUUGUUCCAACUACUUAUCUACAAUUUGUAAAAAAUUAAUUUAAAAUCACUCAAACUACUUAUUUGUUAUAUUUGUAUAUAUGUAUUAAUUUGUCAUAACAUAACAUUAAAAUAACCUAAAAAUGGUGCCUGUGG